Sycon ciliatum is the source of this 4995-nucleotide messenger RNA. Its product is annotated as NPC intracellular cholesterol transporter 1-like. Gene Ontology annotation, biological process: intestinal cholesterol absorption; cholesterol homeostasis. Gene Ontology annotation, molecular function: lipid carrier activity; cholesterol binding. Lineage: Eukaryota; Metazoa; Porifera; Calcarea; Leucosolenida; Sycettidae. The record is from RefSeq and is a predicted model, not a curated record. Gene Ontology annotation, cellular component: plasma membrane. The transcript is spliced from 26 exons. Bases 787 to 4449 code for a protein of 1220 amino acids.
AUAAAUCUUUUGGCAGUUGUUUGCGGAAUGUGCAUGCACGGCGAUACUGAGACUGUGACUGUCGUUGUACAGCUACUAGUACACAUACUAGUACAUAGUCCGAUUAGAUUGAAGACUGACCUUUCCAGUUUCCAUCGUGCCUGUCAGUGUCACCGAACCUGCUCGCUCCCCAUCACCACAUCUUCGACAAUACACUGAUACUGCAGCUACAAUGGCCGGUCCAGCAGGGGCGUUACAAGGGUGAAGUACUCCGCGCUCCCUUGGCACGCAUCGGGGAGAAUAAUUUCAGGUCCUUCUUUGAAACGCUUCUUCUUUGUGAAAGAGUUUUGGUCACACACGACUUAGUUGAGUGUUUAGUUAGCUCGCCCUUUGGCAUACCGAAAGACGACAUCGGAUGGCCAUGCCACGCAGCUCCGGGACAAUACCAGCAUCCACAGUAUGGAAGUUAGUCCUUGUGGCUGCUGUAACAGCGGGAUGUGGCAUAUUUGGAUCAUCUCCCACGCAUGGCAUGCAGGAGACAGAGUGGUACAAUGAAGAUAUUGGCGACGGUGAGAUUCACUCAGCGGACAGGUGUAUCAUGCGCGGCCAGUGCAUGAACAACACCGAUUCUAACGGGCUCCUCAACUGUGCCUACAACGGUCCAUCCACACUGGCUGGCCCAGAAGAGAUGUCCAUUAUUGAAUCACUGUGUCCUAUGCUGAUUGAGCCUACUCGUCGAGCACACGCAUAUGCUGUGACAUCAAGCAGUUAAAGACACUGCAGGACCAGACUACGGUAGCUUUGCAAAUGCUCAGCGGCUGUCCCAGCUGCUACUACAACUUCAUGACUGUCUUUUGUCAUCUGACAUGCGACCGCAAUCAGUCUCAGUUCAUGCGCUCCACGUCGGAGCUGCCCGUGCCCGACAAGCCCGGCGAGUACGCUCUGGACGCCACCGAGCUCUUCAUCUCAACGAAUCCGUUCGAGGAGUUCUACUCGUCGUGCGCCAACGUACAGUUCUCGUCGUCUCAGAGCAAGGCACUAGAUGCACUGUGCGGCCAGCCGGCUGCGACCUGCUCACCGCAGGCCCUGCUAACGUACCUGGGUGGCAAAUCCCACUCACCGUUCCAGAUCAAGUUUACGCACGUGAACGAGACGUCUCUGCCGGACGACGUAGUGGCGUUGAACAUGACCGGCUGGGAUGCGGACAUGUACAAGUGCAACGAAUCCUCGCCUGUCUAUAAUAAAACGUGUAGCUGCCAAGACUGUCCCGUACCUUCUCUGUGUCCGGUGCCACCGCCCAUUCCCGUUCCUACUCCGUUCCUGAUAUUGAACUUUGACGGCGUCACGUUUGUUGUGCUCCUGUCGUACAGUGUUCUGUUUCUGGUGACCAUGUUUGCCGUUCUGAUAUGCGGCAACAGAACAAAGUACACGGAUAUUGAGGUUGCAGGAGGUGGCCGCGAGCGAUUACCCGUCCGCUCAUCGUUAAACGAAGGCAGCAGCAACUCGGAAGGAAGCGUCACUUGCUGCCAGUCCAUCCAAGAAGUCGGUGCUCGUCUGGAGCUUCAGUUGAAAGUCUUGUUUCGACGCUGGGGAUUGAUCUGCUCAAAUCGGCCACAUGUGGUGAUCCUCGUCAGCAUUGUGAUUGUUGCAGCAAUGAGCUGUGGCCUAUUGCACUUCAAGGUUGUUACCGACCCGGUUCUACUAUGGUCGUCUGCAUCUAGCCAGUCGCGCCUGCAGAAGGACUACUUUGACAAUCACUUUGGUCCGUUCUACAGACCGGAGCAGCUUAUCAUCACUGCGCCCGGCCGGCCGUUCACGAAAGAGCACAUGAACACGCCCGGAAACGAGUUCAUCAUCAGUCAAGACUUUGGUCCCGUGUUUGACAAGGGAAUUCUAAAGGAGAUUGUCAAUUUACAGGAAGCUAUCCUAGCUUUGAGAGUUCCAUUUAAUGCUACCAAUGAGAAUGGAACAGUUGUCAACGAAAACAUAGGCCUGCAAGAUGUGUGCUUCAAACCACUUGCUCCGUACAACAAUAAGUGUGCCAUCGAAAGCGUCACACAAUGGUUCCAAAAUAACAAAUCCAAUAUUGACUUGACCUACCAGUACACACCAGAUGGUUUCCUCUUCCCAAUCACCAUUGGCUGGCAUAAACAUGCCUACUACUGCUCCAGGGCGCCGUUUGACACGAAUUCCCACGAUGCAGAUAGACUGAACAUGUCUUGUCUGGCUGACUAUGGUGGACCAGCUAUGCCCAAUGUUGUCCUUGGCGGCUUUUCUGAUGACAGCUACUUGAAUGCCACUGCACUCGUCCUAACAUUUGUGGUCAACAACUACGUGAACGACGCUGAUAACAAACGGGCAGAAGCAUGGGAGACAAGAUUCUUGGACUUUGUUCGGAAGGAGUACACGAAUCCGCAGAAUCUCACCAUAUCUAUCAAUGCCCAGCGCUCUAUUGAAGACGAAGUGAACAGAGAAAGCGCUACUGAUGAAGUUACCAUCAUUAUCAGCUAUGCCAUCAUGUUCGCCUAUGUUGCCAUCACCCUGGGCCGCUACUCCAGCUGUUCGCGAGUCUUGGUGGAAUCUAAAGUUAUGCUCGGUCUUGCUGGAGUCGUGCUGGUGCUGGCAGCUGUCGCUGCCUCACUGGGCUUUUGGGCCUACCUUGGAGUCUCUGCGACCCUGAUCAUCAUCGAAGUCGUGCCGUUUCUCGUGCUGGCCGUGGGAGUAGACAACUUGUGUAUCCUGGUACAGUCUUUACAGCGUGACGAGAUCCAGUCUGGUGAAUCGCCUUGUGAACAACUUGCCCGCAUUGUCGGAGAGGUAGCACCCAGCAUGCUCCUAACUGGCUUAUCGGAGUCUGUCGCCUUCUUCCUAGGUGCUCUGUCUGGAAUGCCGGCAGUUCGAACAUUCUCCCUGUACGCUGGAAUGGCAGUGUUCGUCAACUUCAUUCUGCAGAUAACAGUGUUCAUAGCGCUGAUGUCGUUGGAUGUGCGGCGGGAAGCGGACAAUCGCAUGGAUGUACUUUGUAUCAAACUGAAGAAGAACGGCAGCGAGGGUCGCCAUGGUAACGGUUUCAUCUACACCUUCAUGGAGAAUUGUCUGGCACCGGUGCUGAUGACAACUCCUGUACGCAUCAUUGUGAUCAUCGUGUUCUCAUUUGCCUUCUUUGGAAGUGUGACACGUAUCCCACAUUUGGAUGUCGGCUUGGAUCAAACGUUGGCAUUACCUGACGACUCGUAUCUUCUCGAUUACUUUCACGAUUUGAAUACGUAUCUGAGGGUCGGCUCACCUGUCUAUUUUGUAGUGAAGGAUGGAUUCGACUACUCCAACGCGGCCAAUACUAACUUGAUUUGCAAGACGUCUGGUUGCAGCUCCGUGUCCCUGGGUGCACAGAUUAGCAUGGCUGCACAGCAACAUAACUAUACAAGGAUACGUCAGCCAGCGUCAUCCUGGGUUGACGACUACAUCUCAUGGAUCCAGCCGUCAUCGCAGUGCUGUCGGCAAGUGGAACCGGAUCAGGAUGAAUUUUGCAAUGCUUCAGUCCCGCACUCGGUGGCCAAUUGCAGUGACUGUCUGAGCAAGUCCCAGGUUGUCGAUGACAGAGUAUCACCGCAGCACUUCAAUGAAUUCCUGAACUACUUCCUGUCGGACAUACCCACUCAGGACUGCGCCAAGGCAGGCAAGUCGGCAUACAAUGCUGGUGUCAAUCGGACGUCCUUCAGCAAUGGUACCGUCAAGCACAUUCGAUCAUCCUAUUUCAUGACUUACCAUGACGUGUGCGUCACGUCCGAUGACUAUGUCACGGCUCUGCGGCACGCCCAGGACAUAGCUAGCAACAUCUCACUUACUCUUGGAACAGAGGUCUUUGCGCAUAGCUAUUUCUAUGUCUUCUAUGAGCAGUACCUGAAUAUGGCACAUGAAGCCAUCCUCAACCUGUCUCUCUGUGCUGCUGCCGUGUUCACCGUCUCCUUCAUCUUACUGGGAUUCAGCUUUGGCUGUGCACUCAUCACACUCAUCACUGUAAUGAUGAUUGUCGUGGACCUGAUGGGUAUUAUGUACUUCUGGAGCAUCAGCUUCAACGCCAUCAGCUUGGUCAAUCUUGUCAUGUGUGUCGGAAUCUCCGUGGAAUUCUGUGCUCACAUCGUACGCAAGUUCAGCGUGUCGUUCAAGCCAACGCGUCUGGAUCGUGCUAUAGAUGCUCUGUCCACCACAGGCAGUUCGGUGGUAAGCGGAAUUACCCUGACUAAGUUCGUUGGCAUAAUUGUCCUCUACUUCGCCAAGUCUCAACUCUUUAAGGUCUUCUACUUCCGCAUGUACCUGUGUAUGGUGUUGCUGGGUGCAAGUCACGGGCUCCUCUUCCUGCCCGUGCUGCUUAGUUUUGUCGGACCGCGUUGUCCUACGGUAAGCGCUGCAAGAUCCCGUUUGUCCGAGACUUCACCAUUGUUAGGUUCUAACCAGGCUAAAGCACAUUAGAAAACCAGUUGUGUAGAAUUAGUAUCUUGAUUUUAAAACUAACUACUACCUUGACAUGCACACUUCCCAGAGCCAGAGCCAGUUACAAUUAUCAUUAUUUUUAUGAAUGUGCAUCUUCUACGUGACAAAAUCUACUGUAAUUUCACAAAUUUUCGGUGUACUUUUAUUUUCGGCACUUUCGGUGCGUCUAUUUCAUACCUAAAAUUUCAAUACACCGAACGAACACUAGCACACAUAAUCCAAUGGGCAAUGGGAAUUGCUCCUCUGUACCUAAAAUUUCUGUUCACCUAACCUGGCCUUUUGCCCUCAUACCGAAAAUAUUGAGCACCUAGAAUUUCUGAAAUUCGAGUAUUUAAAAAUUGUUAUUUUCCAUAGAGACUGAUUACUUUCUAUUUGUGGUUGUCGGAAUGCUGGCUCAUUUCUGCUCUAGCAAACAAAACUGAUGCAUGAUUAUUAUCAAUAUCUUCAGAUUCUUAGCAGUCCAUGUACAUAUCACUAGUUUCAAAUUUUAAUGGCAGUGACAUUUAGAAAUCUUGCAAAACAUCA